AUGCUCACACACGGCUAACGCGUUUUAAAGACCGAUGGGCUGGUCAUAAAUGCAAGCUAACAGAAUUAACGCAAUCAACCAGCUGGACUAUCAAUAUUUUGGAAAAUGGGAAUAGCCGAUGAGGCUGACCGGACUCUGUUUGUCGGGAACCUGGACCCUCAAGUAACAGAAGAAGUUAUAUUUGAGCUGUUUUUACAGGCUGGGCCGUUGAUAAAAGUCAAAAUCCCUAAAGACAGUGAUGGAAAAUCAAAACAGUUUGCAUUUGUAAACUUCAAACAUGAAGUGUCCGUGCCCUAUGCCUUAAACAUGCUGAAUGGAAUCCGUCUCUAUGGACGGCAGCUCAACAUACAGUUCAGAGCCGGCAGCAGUCAUAUCAGUCAGGAAGGCAAAAGUCCAGCAAACUCUCAAAACCCCAGUCCAGCAAAUACACCAGGUCACCGCGGUGGAAGAACCCCUGAGAAGAUGGGCUCUCCGCCCUACUCCCCUCCGCAGCAUAUACAAAGAUCUUUCUCUUCACCUGACAGUCUGCAGAGACAGGCCAUGAUGAACAACAUGUGGCAGGUUCAGAUGCAGCAGGUGCUCCAGCUCAAUGGAGGUCUCCAGCAGGGCAUGCAGCAACUGCGCAGUCCUGCAGACAGUAAUCACUGGCAACAUGAUCGGUCCGGCCAGCGUGGUCCUCGCCACUUUCAGCAGGACAAUAACAACCCUCAUGGCAGAGAUCAACGGCACGGCAACAGCGGGAACGGCUAUGACCGGCAUCGGCGUGACAGCCAGCGAGGUGACUUCUAUCACCAUGAUGACCGCAGUGGAGGACACAACAGAAAUCACCCUCCUGAAAGACGGAGAGACUCGAGAGAGGGACGAUGGAAACCCUUUUAAAAGCAUUUUAGUUCUCCUGUAAGCAUUUUUAAUCAACUGUUUUAAUAACCUUUUGUUAUCCUCCUAGAUUUUAAUUUUUUUAUUUCGUAGAUCGCAUCUCAACUGUUUAUAUAUAUAAAAAAAAAAAAGUUAGUAGUGCAACUGUACUGCAAAGAAGCACAUUUUUGACAUGAGGUCAAGGCAUUUAGACUGGAAAUUGUUUGUAGAGAUGCAAGAACAAAAAAAAAA
Sinocyclocheilus rhinocerous is the source of this 1107-nucleotide messenger RNA. Its product is annotated as RNA-binding protein 7-like. Gene Ontology annotation, cellular component: nucleus. NCBI's taxonomy places the organism in Eukaryota, Metazoa, Chordata, Actinopteri, Cypriniformes, Cyprinidae. Gene Ontology annotation, biological process: regulation of alternative mRNA splicing, via spliceosome. Gene Ontology annotation, molecular function: single-stranded RNA binding. The transcript has 6 exons. The coding region runs from base 106 to 879 and encodes 257 amino acids. The record is from RefSeq and is a predicted model, not a curated record.